GGCAGUGUUUCACAGAGAGAGAAAGAGACAGAGACCAAGGAGCCAGCAACCUAGAACCCUGAUUGUGGGGGGUGGGGGCUGACUCACUUGGCCCCCUCCCUGGUGCCGAUGGGGCAACCCCCACACCCCUGGGCGCUGGCACCGAGUCAGGCCCCACAGUUGGGAACAAGAGAGAUGCGGCUCUACUGUGCCUGACCCAAGUCGGCUGAGAAUGUACCCGGAGCUCAGGGACCGCUUGGUCCCCGUGCCGCCAGGCGAUGUGUAGGCAGCGACCCCCCACAGCAGGCUCACUCCGGCGGCCGCCUGCUAGGGCCACCCUGGCCACGGGCCCGCCGGGACGCCCCUGCUCGCCGCGCCCCUCCCCGGGCUUAGGCUCUUCCCCGGAGCCUCGCAGUAUUUCCUUCCUGCACCUUUAAGAAGACCGUUGCUCCGUGGUGGGAUGGUGUGUUAAAGCCACACAGAGGAAGUUACGCAGCCCGGAUCAGACCGGGAGAUAAAAGCCCCGAUGGUGACCGUGAGUGAUGGCAAGAGGAUUUAGCCUCGGCAUUAACUUGGAGCGGAGUGCAGGGGGGCGGUGAGGCGCCCCGCCAUCUGGCCGGCGCCGUGCCAGGGGGAUGCUCGGGCGCCUGGUCCAGCAGCGACGAAGCCCACCCGGACCGGGGGUUGAGUGGGGCGAGCGUACAGGUCCUCCCCUGGCUGCCCAGGGGCCCCCAAAAGUUUGCACUUGUUAGUAGCGACCUCCGGCUCGGCCGGGCGGGCGAUGAGGGCGGCGCAGUUGGCCCCCUCCCCUGGUCCGCGUCUCCGGGACGGCUGCGGGCGGGCCCCCUGGAGGCCCGAGGGCUCCCCAGCCCCGAUCUGACGGCGGUCACCGCGGCGGCGCGGGGCAGAAGUCCCCAGCUCUCAGUCCUGCGGCCCGUGAGCCCACCCAGCGCCCGCCAGAGGGUGGCGGUCUCCGGCCUCUUGGGGCUCGCUCCGGGAAGCUGCUCCAAGCCGGGGGGGAGCAGAAGCAACGGGAAGGCGGGAAGUGGACCGCCGGAUCUCGGGGCCGUCCGCUUCAGAGUGUUGCUGCUAAUGAACGCAGCCUCGAUCUUCUCCCUUUACAAUGAAAGUCAGGCCAGAGCCCAAGUACCUGGAGGUAGAGAGAGCUGAAGCCUCAGGAAUUUCCCAAUAAGUGGCCAAUGGCUACUAGCCAAGGCUGGAGGGCCGUUAUGCAGUCGUGUUGAGCGCACCACACAUAGAGGGCCCUUUAAAGACCUGGAUUGAUUGGAAGGACAAAAAUUAAAAGCAACCUGAUACAGCCCCAUGACGGAUCCCUUCGGAUUUCCUCCUGAUCCCAUUUCCAUCCACUGUCACAAUUUGAGAGUCUGCCCGAUUUGAUCAGCUUCACCUCCAGGGGAGGUGUAAUUCCAAGGUUAGGAGGACGCCAAGUUACAGGCAACUUUUUGAUCUGCCCAUCAGCAGCCUGAGAAACGCUGGCUCUGGAUUUUCCAUAUCGGCCAUUUGGAAAACACAAGCUCCCACCGUCGGCAAACCUGCAGUGCUCAAGUCUGAUACAUCCCAGCCACCGUUGCCUAGUAGAUGCAGCAUUUCCAUGCUGAAGCCCCGAGUCCCCCCUGACCCCACCGCCACCUCUCCAGUGCCCCUCUGGGCCCCACCCAUUCUGACUGUACAGCCAUGCUGCACCUGCUGGCCCUCUUCCUGCACUGCCUUCCGAUGGCCUCUGGGGACUAUGACAUCUGCAAAUCCUGGGUGACCACAGAUGAGGGCCCCACCUGGGAGUUCUACGCCUGUCAGCCCAAAGUGAUGCGCCUGAAGGAUUAUGUCAAGGUGAAAGUGGAGCCCUCAGGCAUCACGUGCGGAGAUCCCCCUGAAAGGUUUUGCUCCCAUGAGAACCCCUACCUGUGCAGUAACGAGUGCGAUGCCUCCAACCCCGACCUGGCCCACCCACCCCGGCUUAUGUUUGACAGGGAAGAUGAGGGACUGGCCACCUACUGGCAAAGUGUCACGUGGAGUCGCUACCCCAGUCCACUGGAAGCCAACAUCACCCUCUCCUGGAACAAGAGUGUGGAGCUGACGGACGAUGUGGUGAUGACUUUCGAGUAUGGCCGGCCCACUGUCAUGGUCCUCGAGAAGUCCCUGGACAAUGGCCGCACCUGGCAGCCCUACCAGUUCUAUGCGGAGGACUGCAUGGAGGCCUUCGGCAUGUCCGCCCGCCGAGCCCGAGACAUGUCACCCUCGAGUGCCCACCGGGUGCUCUGCACGGAGGAGUACUCACGCUGGGCAGGGUCCAAGAAGGAGAAGCAUGUGCGCUUCGAGGUAAGGGACCGCUUUGCCAUCUUUGCCGGCCCUGACCUGCGCAACAUGGACAACCUGUACACGAGGCUGGAGAGCGCUAAGGGCCUCAAGGAGUUCUUCACCUUCACUGAUCUGCGCAUGCGGUUGCUCCGCCCUGCACUGGGUGGCACCUACGUCCAGCGGGAGAACCUCUACAAGUACUUCUACGCCAUCUCCAACAUAGAAGUCAUCGGCAGGUGCAAGUGCAACCUGCACGCCAACCUGUGCACAGUGCGAGAGGGCAGCCUGCAGUGCGAGUGUGAGCACAACACCACAGGCCCUGACUGUGGCAAGUGCAAGAAGAACUUCCGUACACGGGCCUGGCGAGCUGGCUCCUACCUGCCGCUGCCCCACGGCUCUCCCAACGCCUGUGCCGCUGCGGGCUCUGCCUUUGGCAGUACCAACAGGUCCAGCAAAGACCAUGCCCCCAAAGCCCCUGUGGCCACUGAGGCCACAAAGAGGGGCCCUAUGACUUCUAUUCCCACCCAAGUCUCUACAGCUCCCAGCACCCCACAGUCCACAGGGCAGAUCAAGCCACCUGAUGUUGCCCCCCUUGGGGACAGCUCCCUCUGGCCCCAGGUGUCUACCAGUGCAGAAGCUGUGGCUGCCUCUGCUGCUGCCCCCUCCCAAGCCAAGGGCACCACACUUUUCCAGCUCAAGCCCAGAUCUCCUCAAGUGAUACCCAUUGAAGAAUUUCAAGACUGUGAGUGCUAUGGCCACUCCAACCGAUGCAGCUACAUUGACUUCCUGAACGUGGUGACCUGUGUCAGCUGCAAACACAACACUCGAGGCCAGCACUGUCAGCACUGCCGCCUCGGAUACUACCGAAACGGGUCUGCCGAGCUGGACGACGAGAAUGUCUGCAUUGAAUGUAACUGUAACCAGAUCGGCUCUGUGCACGACCGGUGCAACGAGACAGGCUUCUGCGAGUGCCGGGAGGGAGCGAUGGGACCCAAGUGCGAUGAUUGCCUUCCCACGCACUACUGGCGCCAGGGAUGCUACCCCAACGUGUGUGACGACGACCAGCUACUCUGCCUGAACGGCGGCACCUGCGUGCAGAACCAGCGCUGUACCUGCCCGCGCGGCUACACUGGCGUGCGCUGCGAGCAGCCCCGCUGCGACCUCGCUGAAGACGGCGGCCCGGACUGUGACCACGCGCCAGACACCGCCCCGCGCCCCGACACCCUGCUCGGAUGCCUGCUGCUGCUCGGGCUGGCCGCCCGCCUGGGUUGUUGAGUCCGCUCUAGGGGUCCGGGUGUCCCGGCCCGGCGGCGACACGGGUGCGGCUGAGCUGCUCCCAGGUGCUACUCGCAGAGUCCUCCCGUCCUCCCUGCUCCACCCGCGCUCACCGGCCUGCCCGGCACUGUCCUCGCCGCCCACAGGGGGCGCUGUGGAGCCCUAGCCCGGCAGACUGCAAUUAUCAGUUUUUUUCUUUUUUAUGACCCAAUGUCACAAUCAUUUUUCUGUUUUCCUCUUCCUCUUUUCCUUCUCCUUCUUUUCCCUCUUCCUGUCCUCCCCCCCCCACCUCUCCACUUCCUUCCCCCUCCUCCUUUCUUCUAGUUCUUAUUCCUCCUCCACCUCCUCCUCUUCCUUUCUUUUGCUGACUGUGAGACAGGGACUGGGGAGAAAUGCUGCUUAUCCCAACCCGCUGGUCCUGUCACCCAUACACAGAGAACUCUCGCGCACACCCCAGCGCCUGUUCCUAGCUGGCAUCACCAACCAGGGAACCCAGAACUCCAGUUGCCUACAACUCUAGUCGCUGACUUGACUCUCUUUUUUGUAUCUUUCUUUUUUCUCUCUCUCUCUCUCUCUUUUUUUUUUUUUUUUUUUUUUUUUUGCACUCACCAGAUCCCAGGCCCCCAAGGAGGCCUGGUGAUAGAGGAACUCACAGUCUGAGAGAGGGGUAGGACAAAGGGCAGGGAUGGGCGGAAACUUUGUUUUCUAGAGAACUAUUUUGUUUGUAUCCGCUGUCCCUUGUGAGGGGGGACUCGGGUGGGAGCUGGUCACCGAGGGUGGCUGAUGGUGUACAAGCCCACACACAGUAAAGGGAGUUCACAGCU
This is a messenger RNA of Mesocricetus auratus (golden hamster), 4394 nucleotides long. RefSeq names its product netrin G2 (gene Ntng2). NCBI's taxonomy places the organism in Eukaryota, Metazoa, Chordata, Mammalia, Rodentia, Cricetidae. The transcript is spliced from 13 exons. The record is from RefSeq and is a predicted model, not a curated record. Bases 1675 to 3570 code for a protein of 631 amino acids.